AUGACGGCCCCUUCAGAUGUGCGGUUCAAACAGCGUGCUGUUAUUGAAUUUCUCGUUGCAGAAAAUGUGAAGCCAGUCGAUAUUCAUAGACGCCUGCUUGUGGUUUAUGGAAAUCAAACUCUCGAUGUAAGUUCUGUUCGUCGUUGGGCAUUACGGGUUAAAGGUUCUGAAGUCGGAAAAGCAAUUAUUGCCGAUCAGGAUCGAAGUGGACGGCUGGUGACGGUUACUGACGAGGCCCAUAAACAAAAAGUCGAUGAUUUGGUCAAGGGAAAACGGAGGAUUAAACAAUCAGAAAUAGCAAUAGCGUUGGGAAUAUUCUCUGUGAACUUGAAUAUCGAAAAAUAUGCGCAAGGUGGGUGCCCAAAAUGCUGA
Messenger RNA from Macrosiphum euphorbiae (potato aphid), 372 nucleotides. NCBI's taxonomy places the organism in Eukaryota, Metazoa, Arthropoda, Insecta, Hemiptera, Aphididae. The record is from the annotation of a GenBank genome assembly.